AUGUUUCGACGUCGAAGACAUCACAAAACUGUAGAGACACUACCGGAAGUUAAUACACUAAGAAAUCCAGCACAAGUCCAACUUGCAGUCUCCGGGGUGACAAAUUUACAAUGCGAGAAGGUAUCCAACACUCAGAAAGAAAAAGACGACAAAAAAUGUGCGCCACCGAUCAGCUGUCCGACAGCAAGCUCAACUAUCAACGUGCACGAGUGCACUACAAGCCAAGGUGUUGAGAAGUUUACAGUAGGCAAUAGUGCAGACUUGCAGGCCAAAUCCAUAUCCACCGAUCAGGGGUCGAAGUCAUACACUGAUCACUAUAUUAGUAAUGUAGCUACCGCAAUUGACAAUGAAAGACGAGCGAACUUUGUGCAGCCUGUAAUGUAUACCAAGCGCAGUGUUAAAGCGAGGAAAAAAACGAGUAUGCAUCAAAAGCAAUCAGACCAGUGCCCACGAGAUUCUCACAUCAAUAGAUUACUCUUCGGAAACCCUACAGAUGUACACAAUGGCGACGAUUCCUACAGCUUGCUGGCUAAUAUAACAUUCAGCUCUAUGUCUUUUCCACAGCCUGCAGCAGCGUUUAAAUACAAACAAUCACAACAGUACGACAGCAACGCUUUUAUAGUACCAAAACAAACGACGGCUUACUUGCAGGGGAGGUUACAGUCGGCAGUUAGGGAAACGUCGAUAGGAUCAACGAUAAUUCAGGAUAAACAAGUCGAUUUGUUGGAGAAUUCAAUGAGUUGUUUAGGUCUUGAGUAUACUAGAAAUCUUGCAGACAGGUUGACUAUCUCGGAUUCGAGGCCUACAAUUUCCUCAAUGGAUUGCUCAAAUCGAUUACUAGCAUCGAACUGCCCAUUACAGCCGUACUCACAAUUAUCAAGCAUCAAUAAGUGUCCUUCAGAACCGCCUGAUAAUGCAAAUUGUACUCGUCAAGUCACCGUCGUUGGUUCUGACAAGUUAGCUUUUGGUCUGCCUCACGAUGUCGUUCCGCCACAAAGGCAUCGACACCUCGGGAGACGACAAAUUUCGCGGAGUGAAGGGGAUUUGAAAGACGUUGAAGUAAUUUUUCAUCAUUCGUCCAAAGUAAUCACUAAUGCUACAGAUAAUAUACAGUACAGCAAAUCUCGAAGUCCGCGAUCUGGCAGUGUCCCUUCCUGUGAAACGCAAGUGAACACUUCUCCCCAUACGUCCGGUGACCCAGCGGCGAAGACACAAAUUUUGGCAGCAAGCGUGGCCUUGAAUGAAAAUACGACAAAGAGCUACACAAUGCAGCCUGAAGAGUCGGCGUCCGAACUAGUAAUAGAACCUUUCCCUCGAAAAUGUAUUCCAGCUCGAAAAUGUUGUUCGAUAGUUGAGAAGAACACGCAUGAGCUGCAACCAACAUCGAGGACCAUAAACUCAGAGGGGAAGGGUAAUGUGGGCGGUAUUCGUAAAAAAAGAAUUCCGUGUAUGGUGUGUUCCAUGCCCACAGCACAGAGGGAGACCACUGCUGACGAACUUCUUCCAAUCAACGAAUUUGACGACAUAGUUGAAACCGAGCGCCGAAUGGUGUUGGACGAAGUAAUUUCGACUGAAACGAAGUAUUUAAAGCAGCUGCUGAUUAUCAAGGAGUACAACGUGGCCAUUCGUGCGACCAAUGUUUUAGCCGAGGAGUUAAUGGAUAUUAUAAUACCCGAAUGUAUAGAUCAUCUAAUCGCUGGCCACACCAGGCUUUUGCGAGCCUUUGAAACAUGUGCUACUGUCGAUGAUGGACAGCCAGUCAGCUUGAUCGGUGAUGUGUUUCGUUCGGACGCUUCUGAGUUCUUGAAGUCAUACGUCUACUACAUAGCGGAUCUGCAACGAUCGAUAGUGGCCCUUCAACAGCACGUCAGAGAUAGCGAGGAUUUCGCAGCCAUACUGGCGGAUACGGACAAAGAAAUGGAACAAAAUUUAGGCCUCGCAUCAUUUUUGCUCACCCCAAUCCAGCGUCUGCCCAGAUAUGUGCUCUUACUACAGCUAACGAACCAUAGAGUCUCGUGCACCAGCGCGACGCCAACGUUUAAUGUGAAAGAUCCAACACGUCGCUUGAUCAUCUAA
Sphaeroforma arctica JP610 is the source of this 2076-nucleotide messenger RNA. RefSeq lists its product as hypothetical. The record is from RefSeq and is a predicted model, not a curated record. The coding region runs from base 1 to 2076 and encodes 691 amino acids. Gene Ontology annotation, molecular function: guanyl-nucleotide exchange factor activity. Lineage: Eukaryota; Ichthyosporea; Ichthyophonida. Gene Ontology annotation, cellular component: cytoplasm. The transcript has 4 exons.